Patiria miniata (bat star) is the source of this 5356-nucleotide messenger RNA. RefSeq names its product CMP-N-acetylneuraminate-beta-galactosamide-alpha-2,3-sialyltransferase 2-like. The transcript is spliced from 6 exons. The record is from RefSeq and is a predicted model, not a curated record. Bases 1 to 1059 code for a protein of 352 amino acids. Gene Ontology annotation, molecular function: sialyltransferase activity. NCBI's taxonomy places the organism in Eukaryota, Metazoa, Echinodermata, Asteroidea, Valvatida, Asterinidae.
AUGAGAGCUCGUAUCCGGCCGACAAUCUUUGCUGCCGCCCUCCUCCUGUGCCUAUCCCUGUACCUCUUCCUCUAUGAGGGCGGGGUCAGUCACGCCCACCCCAAGGGCCAAGUACCAGGUUUCUUUUCCCUGGCAUCCAUCACGCAUCUCUUUGCCACGGAGCUGACGGUACCGGCCAACGUUCAGAUCCGAGGUCUACUGAACACGACGGACGGCUGCCAUCGACUGUGGCUGAAGGGAGAGUCGCUGUGGUUUGAUUUAAAGUUUAACGGGAGUCUGAGUCCGCUGUGGACACGACAUAACAAGAAGCUGUCAACGGAGGUUGCAUUAUGGUGGAAAACGUUACAGAACAGCAAGUUCACUAACAUCUCCGAGGUAAUGAGGGAGGCACUGCGUGUCAUCCCGGGGGAGGAUCCUUAUCGCAUACGGGACGUCGGGCGCUGUCUGCGCUGCGCCGUGGUCGGCAACUCAGGGAACCUCCGUGGCAGUAACUACGGCCAUCUGAUCAACUCUCACGACUUUGUCUUCAGAAUUAACAAGGCCCCUACUGUGGGCUUCAUGACUGAUGUCGGCAGCAAAGAAACGCACCAUUUCAUGUACCCAGAGAGUUUCCUGAAUCCUGGCCACGAUGUGAACUUUGUCCUGAUGGACUUUAAGCUGCUGGACAUUGCCUGGCUGACCAGUGCACUGACCAAUGGCAGCAUUAAGAGAACAUACACGGCAGUCAUGAAAAAGAUAAAUGUAACUAGAAGCAAGGUGAUGAUCUACAAUCCAGCCCUUAUGCAUCACGUUCACACUGAAUGGACACAGAAACAUGGCCGGUACCCGUCAACUGGUCACCUAGCGAUGUUCUUUGCCUUGCAGAUAUGUGACGAGGUUAACCUGUUUGGCUACGGAGCCAACAAGCUGGGAAACUGGGAUCACUACUGGAAGAAAGACGACGGAACUCACAACUCCUUCUUCAAGAAGACGGGCGUACACGACAGUAACUAUGAACAGUCUAUCAUGGACAGCCUCCAAAAAGCCGGCAAGAUCAAGAUAUAUCCGGGGGUCAGAUGAUCGGAAAAACAAAUAUUGGCAAGUGUAUCCAGCUUGUAGUCAGGAGACUUGACACAAAAACCUUCUUUAGGGGAGGAUAGAGCUAGGGUGGGGUGAGAGGAGACGGGACUCCAGACAACACAAGUGUUCAUGCAGGGAGGUUACACUGUAACUAAGGUCACAUCUGAUUUAGUUGGCUACGGCAGUCUUCUCAAAUAUCCAAGACAAGUUGCAAACAAGUUUGUCCGCAAUAGGCCCAAUCGUAUCAGGUACUAGUUGCUGGAUUCUGAACAUUUCCCCUGGAAUUUUCCUGUGUUGAAGUUAUCGACAUUGUUCACAAACACUUAACUUCAUUCCAGGAAGUUUUCAGGAAAUUUGUGUGGAAUCCUGCCGUAAUACCCAAUAGGCCUAUUGAGAAUAUACAUGUGGAUGAAAACGAAAGCCAGGGUCCAAAUUAGUCUGGCGCCUCUACUUGAUCAACCCAUUAUAGAACUUGAUGUUCCAAGGAACCUCACAGGUGCGGUUCAUAUGGGAGCUUUUCACAGGAUUUUGUUUUUUUAAUGAACAAUAUGUUCACAUCAAUUUUGUCGGGCCACCACGAAGUGACGUAUCGUCUAUGGACUUUGUACACAUGAUACGUCACUUCGAGGUUCGACCGACGAUUUGAUGUUAUUAAGUGAAAUUUUGUCCUUUUUUUGGUGGUGAGCCUGGUAGGUUUCCCAUGCUCAGUUAGUUGAUGCAGUUUUCUUUCACUGAAGUAAUUUAAGAGACAAAGAAAUUUACCAAAAUCAAAUUCUCAUAAAUAAGUAACUGUUUCCUUACCCCCAAAAAUGCUCCCUCCUAAAAAAAAAGAGAACCUCACCUGUACCCCAACAAAAUAGUGGCAGCAUGAUUCAAAGAUACACAUCGGAAUCAAAUUCAACAACGACUCUGAGAGAAAAUUGUUUUCCCUGUUAUUGAACAGCUAACAGUUUCGCCUGCCCGUGCCAAACAUUAAUCCUAGAUGCAUUCCAUUGUUAAAAGUACUGAAUUUAUACCAAAAAGAAGCAACCCAUAGGUUUGAAAUAUCGGUCACAAAUGAAGCCAAAGCUUUCAGAAAAAUAUGAACUUGUACUUUAUUCGGAAUUUCACAUUGCAGACUGUAAAUUAUUCGCAAAAGUUUUUUUGAACCUAGAAGUUCUGAGGUUAAUAUUCAUAGUGAACACCGACACACUGCUGCAGUUGGCACUUUUUCUGAGGUUCAUUUUUCUUUUGAAAAUUGCCAUUUGUUGUUCGUUUGCAAAUCUUCAAAUCCAUGGUAGAUUUGAAGUCAGAGAACAGCCAGUCCAGUAUGUCAAGGCAGAUUCUUGCCGUAAUGAACUCUGACACAGGGUCAGCUUAAUUUAAAUAUUCAUGUCCAUGCACUUGGGUACUGCAUGCCACGUCAAUGCUUACUUUGGAUCCUGACCAAUCAGACUACAGGAAAUGAAGCGUUGUCAACCAUAGCAACCAAUGACAUCUCAGAAGCUGUGAGAAUGUGAAAACACCAGAAUGUGAACAUUCUAUUGCAAUAUUUGUGUAAUGCUUUUGCAACUUGCAAAUGUUUUAUGUUCUGUUGAAACCAUUCAAAUGGAGAUACAACCAAACAAAAAAACAAAAAAAAUGUGGAGACAAUUUUUUCUUCAGUUUAUUACAAUUUGUGAUCCAUAUACCAUGUAUACAUGUACAUAUAUGUCUAAACAGUACUGUAGAAGUAAAUUGCCACUAAAGGCAACAUUUUGAAGAUGCUCAAAAAAUGUGUUAACACAGAGCUUAUUUUUCACCAUGGUGACAUCAUACUUUUCAAGUGGGCAUAAAUUUCCAAGAGAAGUUCAUGAGAAAACAGUCCUUGUCAAUAAGACGAUCUGUCUUUAAAGUAUCCCUAAAAAAAGUUAAACUCCACACGUGCUAUUGUAUGAAGCAAAAAACACAAUCUUGUGCUAAACUCAUUUUUCAAAAUUGUAAGCUUCAGUUUCUAAAGUAUUGCUCAAUUCUUGCCAUAAGCUGAAUCCAAAAUCAAAGGUUUUAUGAUUUUUUUGUGCUGCAAGAACUAAAAGUUCUUGUUGAAAGUACAGAUUGUAUGAAUAUUUCAAUUCCAGUAUUUAAGUUGUUCACUUCAUUUCAAUUUGUACAAUUGUUAAUCCUCUCCUGUGAGGCCAAGUGCUUUUCCCAGUUGACAAUUUCAGGGUAAUUAUGAUUUUAAUUGGUCAUCCGUUUGUUGGACUUCAGAUGAGUUGUGAAACUGUUCAGUAUUAAAGUUCAUGUUUUAAAGUCAUGCAGUUUAUGAACAAAAAAAAAACAUUUGAACAAAUUGCGGCUGACAUGUUUUCUAGUGCUCCAGGGUCUUUUGUUUGUACAGGGUGAAAAACAGUUAUCCGUUGUUGUAUUUUGUUUACGUUCCACCGUUAAGCAUUUAAGCCACCUCAUGUGAGAUAAUUUUGCAUUUUCCAGCUUCAAUAUAAAUUUGGACUCUAUGUACUGUAGCUCUGCUAAUUAUUUAUAAUAGGCUGUUUCUAAGAUGUGUUAGUCAGUUGACUCUGUUUCUCAUGAAGACAUUUGGUCAUUGUGAUGUUGGUGUUUUUAUGCACAUCUGCUGUGCUGAAUCCUGAGAGUUUAAUAUGCUUUUCUUUCUCUUUACAAAAUGUCAAUUAUUUCAUAAUAAUUUUCCAUGAUUUAUCAUUUUCACUGAGUUGUAAUCUCGGCAGCCAAGUUGUGGUUAAUAUUGCCUCUGCACCGAAACAGUUUGUGUCAUAUUCAGGAAUUGUUUUUAAUGCCAUAAACGCUGACAUUUUGGAAAGCAGUUAUAUCAGCCAUAACAGAACUUUGAAUGUAAAACUCGAUAAUUUUGAAACUGUUCAGGUAAAUCAGUACUGUACAGAACUGAGUGACUUGUCUUGUAGUUUUUGUCACUUACCAGAUUUAUAUGCUAAGCAGAAAUAAGCCAAGCUACCAGUCACUAAGUUGGAACAUAUUCACAUAAUGUUUUUGCUGUUAAUAAGUUUAGAAGUUCAUGUAUGAAAAACUCUUUUGUGCUCAAACAAUCUGUGUGCUGAACCAAUUUCAUGAUCUUACCAGCUUUUCCCAUACUGGUGAGAAAGUGCUUUUUUUUCCUUCUGUUUUUCACCGAAUCAUAUUUGCACUAUAAUAUUAUUGUAUAAUGUUUUCAAUGUUUAGUAUGUACAUCCCAUCCAAUUUAGGCGUUAUACAGAAGUUUAAUGUGCAAUGGAUUUAAGUUUUGAUAUUGAGAGGUUUUUUUACAGUUGAAAUUUAUUUAAUACAAUUGUAUGUACUGUAUGUAUUGUUAUGCAAAUGUAAUAUUUAAGUUUAUAGUUUGAUUUUGUUUUGAUUUUCAUUGUUAACCAACAUACUGUUUACGAUAACAGCAAUUUUGCCCCUGUAAUUGACAUACACAAUUACCGUGCCUGAAAGCAUUGUACAGGCAUGAGAUUUUUCAGACUUUCGACGGAAAUCAGACUUUUUGAAUCCGAGGAAAGACAUUAUCAGUAUGAAAAGAGCAGGCCCUUUCAUUCCACUUUCAGACUUUAUAUUAAAUUGACAAUCUCAUCCUUCAUUGUAUGGUGACCCAUACAUGCCAUCACACAUAGACUCAAUCAGGCAUGAGAAUGAAUUUCAAUGAAAAAAAAACCAGGAAACUUGUGCAAACACAGGAAAAAAGAUGUGAAAUGAGGCAAAAAAGCCCCAAACAGGCUCAAACAAAUAAUAACGCAAACAUUUGGGCAACUGCUUGGUGCCAAGGCUGAUAUGCACUGGGUUCACUGCACAAUGCAACAGAAUCCACUGUUGCAAUUUGUUGCAUUUUUUAUAGCAGGGUUCUUAUUUCAGCCAAGUUGCAUUUUGUUGCAAUUGCCAGGGUGCCCGGAGAAAACCUGUCGGGGGGGGGGGGGGGGGGGGGUUAAGGGAAGCAGUACCUUCUAGGGGAUUAAGUUUAAAACAUUUCCUCUCAUUUCUUGGAAGAUUUUUUUUGCCUCUGAAGAAGUCCUUGCUGAGGAUGAAAUAUCAGGCCAUUUCCUUGAAGUGAUUGUUAUGUGUUUUAUGUUGAACCAACUUCAUGAAAUUAAAAGUGUGCUGAUUAAUGUGCUACUAUAAGUUGCACCAAAGUAUUUGUAUAAAUAGUACUUGGAAUUAUUUAACAGUUUGUUCCAUGUGAAUUGAAAGAUUAUUUAGAUUUACAUAUGUUAUGAAUAUUAAUUUGUUGCACUAUGUAAUUAGUAUUUGAUACUGUGACUGUAAGUUUAAAGAGGAUGUUGACUGUAUGAAGCAAACUCCUAACUUUUCAAAA